CAGAGCUGCGGGUGGGCUGAGGGACCUGGGUGCAAUGUCACCGUCUUCUAAUGGCUUAUGUUAGAAGCAAGAGGACCGGAGCAACUACUUACAUCCACACAAUUAGACUUUAUAGCCCAUAAUUCUGGACUUGAGGGAUGGAGGAACUUAAAAGUGGCACUGUUGAGUUUGUGCAGAGCUAAUGCAAUGCAGCCCCUGACAGGCUGGGGGUGCAAAAUGAUCCUGUGCAGAAACCCCCAAGUCCCCAACUCCUGUGGGAAUGGCCAGAGCAUCACCAGGAGAAACUGAGUGAUGCAGUCCUCUGCUCCAUGCUGCCCAUUGGUCUGAACACUUCCCAGCUGGGAUCUCAUAGGGAAACCCUUCUCUGCUCUCAGCACAGCUGUUGGCAUGGACAUAAGGUGGGGGUAACGCAUGCCUUCCCUGUGAGCAGGCUGCCCGAGGCCACGCUGGGAGGGAAACACACACUUAACUUACAAGAAGGGAAUUAGAAAACAAGGAAGAUAAACUGCAAACACUUCUUCUAACUGAGACUGAUGACAUCAUAUAUUCUGCCCUGUAGUUCUCUAUCCUACAGUUGCAGGUGAAAGACAGCAGCUGUACCUUUUAGAGCUCAUUGUGCUGUCUGAGGGGAAGUCCACAGCAGUGCUAUCAUUAGCUGAGUUCUAUAGCAUCGCAACUCACAAUUUCUGUUUUCAUAUCGUGGCUCUGUGCAGCAGACCUCAGUUUUUGUUUAUUUUCUGUCCCAGAGAGAAAUGCUGGAUUUAAUUUUUAGCUAUUUUUCUGUAUUUUUCCUGUACAUCUGAGAAAAAAGAGAACUGGGAGGGGUUUUCCCUACCCUUUUUAUUCUUGUUUAUUCAGCAUAAAAAAUCCAUGGCAAACGGGGCUUGUUCCUCCCUGGAACAGGCCAUAGAUCACACAGAGCAGUGCCACGUGUGGUUUGGGGGUGCCACACGCAGUGAUUGCAUCAAUGCUGUGUCCAGACUGAUCUGCAAAAAAGGCCUCAACGCUGUUCUAACAAAGCAGCAACACAAACCUGCCCUAACAGGAGAAGGCCAGCUGACCAAUGGGACAAAUGCAGGCUGAGCACAGUUGGAAUGUUUGUACUGAGAGGGCAUUUAUCUCAGUAUUACCCAGUAAGUGCAGCAGGAGCCCCGACCAAACCUUGCUGCCCAAUUAGCUCUGUAACACUGUGGAAAAGUAACACAGCAAAAAUUAUGACCCCAGUUCUCCAUAGCAAGAAAACUUUGCCUGCUUAAUUUCUCAGCUGCAGACUACACAGAGGAAAAUGCUGCAGAAGGAUCACUGAGAUCUCCAUGUGGUCUUCCAUGGUACUGAAGCCCAAUUCUUAUCACAGGGCUGAUGUGGCUCAAGAGGCAAUAAGGCAUAAGCAUGGCAGGAGCGUGGUGUUUGCUUUUAAGUAUGUUUUUCUCUCCUUUAGCCUCUAGAGAGCUGAGGAGCAGGAUUGCAGUCAGUACUUGCAGAGCUGCACACCAAUGUGGGCAAUUUCUGUUUUAAGGCUUUGGGAAUGCGAGAUGCUUUCCUGGCCCUGGAUGGGUUAGAAGGGAAUGAGUCACUUGGAAAAUCCCUAAUAGCACACAGACUGCUGCUGCUCUUCUACAGGCAAAUGUUUGGACUGCUGGCAGUUGUGCAGAACUGAGAAAAGCAGCUGAUGUGCAGAGGAGGCCUGCGUGACUGUAGGGUGGGACAGGGGAUCCCUGAACAAAAAGCAUGACAGCAUCGUGCCUCCCAUUGCCACAGAUGCAGGCAUGCAUUUUAUUGCUUAGUUUCAGGAAAAGGCCCUACUUUUGUCGUGUUCCUCCAGCAGAGCACACAUACAAAUUGCUCUGUCUGUUACUACCUUUGCAAAGGUGCCCAUGUGUAGACUAUGACCAGGUCAGUUGAUAUGCUUCCAGUCUGAAAGCAGCAAUCACAGCGCAAGCCUUGGCUUGUUGCAUUCAGUUCAUCUCCUGCAGCUCUGGUCAUCUGCCCUUCCAGUCUGAGCCUGGAUACACACAUUUCAUCCUUUCAUGUUCAUCUUCAACUCAUCUCUGUCUGUUCCCACCCACACUUGUAGCUCGGAGAUGCACAUGAGAGGAUGCCUCAGAUACAGCUCUGCGCACACUUCCUCUGCCCGCAGCGAGUGGCUUACAAGCCAGGUGGAGCUGAGCGGUUACUACGAGGCUGAGAACAGCACUCCUUCUUUGGAAGGCUACUUUUGCUUCAAUCCAGCCUCAUCUGUGGUUGGCAACCAGAGAGACCCCUUCAGGAAGGUCUUCAUACCGCUCGCCUAUCUGCUGAUGUUCCUGUUGGGAACUGUGGGCAAUGCCCUGGUCCUGGUCAUUUUAGAGAGGUUCAAACGGUCUCGAACAACCACGGAAAACUUCCUCUUCCACCUCACCCUGGCCAACCUGGCGCUGCUGCUCACCUUCCCCUUCAGCGUGGUUGAAAGCCUAGCUGGGUGGGUAUUCGGGACCUUCCUCUGCAAGAUCCUCAGUGCUGUCCACAAGAUCAAUUUCUACUGCAGCAGCAUGCUGCUGGGCUGCAUCGCGGUGGAUCGCUACUUGGCCAUCGUGUAUGCAAUCCACACCUACCGCAAGCGCAGAGCUCGCUCCAUCCACCUCACCUGCACGGCCAUCUGGCUCUCCUCCCUGCUCCUCACCUUACCCGAUCUCAUCUUCAUGGAAGUCUGGACAGAUGAGAGCAACCGCAGCAUCUGCUAUUUUCCAGAAGCUGGGAUUCAUGGCAACAACGUGUGGCUGGCAACUCGUUUCCUGUACCACAGCGUGGGUUUCUUCAUGCCCCUGCUGGUCAUGUGUUACUGCUACACGGCCAUCGUCCGUGCUCUGUGUCAGUCCCAGCGCCUGCAAAGGCAGAAAGCUGUCCGUGUAGCCAUCCUGGUCACCGGUGUGUUCCUGCUCUGCUGGAGCCCGUACCACAUCGUCAUCUUUCUGAACACCCUUACCAAGCUGGAAGCCUUCACCAAGAACUGCCUCCUGGAAGAUCAGCUGGACACCGCCAUCAUGGUGACAGAGGCCAUUGGCUUCACGCACUGCUGCCUCAACCCCAUCAUUUAUGCCUUUAUUGGGGUCAAGUUCCGUAACGACUUCUUCCGUAUCCUGCACGAGCUGGGCUGCAUAAACCAGGAGACCCUACAGGAGAUCCUGGAGGUGACGAGGAAGGGCUGCGGAAUCGAGUCUGACAACACCACCUCUAUUUCCACUUUCUAACUCAGAAAGGCUGCUGCAGGGCAGAAAUGGCCUGGCCAUGCCUGUCCAGUCUCAUAUGUGCUGUGUCCCAGUCCUAAGUGUCCCCACCACUCUCUUCAUCCCUCGGGAAACCAAGGUCUGACAGCUUCCUAACACCCCAAUCCCAACGCAUUGCUUCUGUGUUCCCAUACAGACCAAAGUCUGUCUGGCAGCUGUUGGCAAAUGCCAACUGUCCGGUUGUCACGCUGACAGGGAUGGAGGAACCAAAGGAGGUUGAGCCUGUUGUUACCACAUCUCCAUCACCAAACUAACUGCAGGAGCCCUGUGCACAGAGCCAGAGACAGGACUGAGUCACAGGGAGAGGGGGGAGGGCAGGAAAAACACACAGCCAGGUGGGAGUGGAGCUGCAUCAGUGAGUGAGGGAUGAGGAAAGGACAGCACGGGUUCCCGUCUCACCUGCUCACCUCACUGAAGAGAUGCUGAAAAGAAGCAAUGGGGGACAAUUAUCACAGCAGCCAGAGCAAGAAAUGCAGGUAAGACAUCAGGGUACCCAGGGCCAAUCCCAGUGACAAAGGCCACACGCUGUCUGGACGGCUCCUCCUGCUGCAUGACGUCCUGCCAUCCAGGCACUGCACAUCACUUUUCCCAGCACAGCUCAGCCCAGGAGGCCUUGGACUCAGGUUUGACUGCUGCAGAUUCCUCUCCUGACAUCAGCCACAUCCUUCCUCGCUCACUUGAAAUGCCUGAGUGUGCAAAAGCUGUCUUUGAAGGAAGGUGCCUGAGCAGAUGGCUCAGCCUUGUGACUGAGCACGGAGAAAAUGAACCACGCAUCUUUGUGAGGCUGAAGGUGUAACCUGUUUUUCUUCCUCCCCUUUUCCUUUUGCAGCUCACUGUACAUCGCUUUGUGCAUUCUGACCCACAGUGCGGUACAACAUAGAAGAAAACCUCAUUUGCAUCAUUUCUGUUUGUUUUCAGAGGGCUGAGAGGCAGCGCUGCAUUUUGCUUUCAGAUGAUGCUUUCAGAUAUCCUUGCUCCACCUGCACACACAGGGCCUUUAGAAGGGGGUGCAUCCAAUGUCCAGCUUCACUUAGAACAAUCCUGAGUGCUGAUCUCACCCUUCACCUGCUGGUCCAAAACAAGAGGGGCAGCUUUAUAACAUCGUUAAUGAUGGCACUGCAAGCUGGUACACAGGGCAGCUCCAACAGGCUUGUGCAGCUUGCUGCUUCCUGAUAAGUCUUGUCAAAGUAAAGCAUCAGCACAUACACAGUUGCUUGCUUGCAUUUUUCUCAUUAGCCAAACAUUGCUUUGGCCUCCACUUAAUGGCAGCCACACACAUGCUGUCAUAUGGGAAUGACCCCAACCACUGGAAAACAUUAAAAUCUGCUGUUCUCCUCACCUCACUGCUUAUGCUUAGUUGGCACAACACCAGGUUUGCCACUGCAGGAGGGAUUUUUGUGUCUAAAUCCAUCCUGAAGUUCAACCCAUUAACAAGAAGCGCAGUCACAGCCUGACCUCACCAUAUGCAGUCACACUGCAGACAGCAGUCAGCACAGAGUGGGUCAUGUCAGACUAUCCCAGCUCGGGCAGAGGUGAAUGAGCUGCUUCCAUAUUGUGACAUGACAAGGAAACUCCUGAAAUGCAAAGCAUUAACAGAAUGAACAGCCCAGCCCUGCAGAGCAUCGCCUACAGCAGCACGCUGCUUCCUAUUCCCCAAGAGGCAGCUGAGCCGCCCAGGGGACAUCACUGGGGUGUUUUAGCAGAGCACCCUGCCCCACACAGCAGCCAUGGGGCCGUGACAGGCAGCAGAGCGUGCACAAAGCGCGAGCCAGUGAAUGCAUGAAUGAACGUGUGCCUGGGAGCACUGCAGAACUGGGGCUCCCCGCACACCCUCGUGCAUCUCGCUGUGACUCACACAGGGUUUCAUUUUCCUUAUCAAGAAGAGGACCUGCGUCCUCACCCUGAUUCCCCAAUGCUUGCAGCUGGGCCCCGCUCCGUCACCCACCGCUGCCCAGGAGGGGUGGCUGGGAGCAGGUGUGCUCUAACAGCGCUGGGACAGGAUCUGCAGCAGCAGGGAACAGAGGAAAAUGAGCUGUUUCUCACCGACAGCAGUUGAAGAAGAGCUGCUUCAAGCCACAGAGGUGAGCAGCUAUGUCCAACCCACAGCCCCACACCAUGGUGGCAGCCCCGCUCCAUGCUGCACUAUGGGCUGAGACCAGGGCACGGGGCAGGUUGGAUGCCCAGGGCAAGAGGAUGGGCUGGCACAGCAGAGGAUGGGACAGACAACACAGCCUGGACUUAGGCAGCAAAAUCCACCAUAGCUCAAGGAGCUAAAUGGCUGGGCCAUCCACUGCAUGCAGACUAUGGGAAGCAGCAUCUGGCUGUCUCUGCUGAGAGCAGAAUUGAGAGCAAGGAGGUUCCAACUGCAGUGAAGGACCCUGCAGGACAUCACACAGACCAGGGACGAGAGGCACGAGGUCAGGUUUUGAACUUUGUCUUUUUAAUAAAAAGGCACCUAUAAAACAGGUCAAUACAUUACAGGCAGCACAGAUACCCAAAAACAAGCCUAAAAAUUGUUUCAAAUAAAAACCAAUAAGAUGUCUUCA
Molecule: messenger RNA, 5809 nt
Organism: Coturnix japonica (Japanese quail)
Lineage: Eukaryota; Metazoa; Chordata; Aves; Galliformes; Phasianidae
Source: RefSeq, a predicted model, not a curated record